AUGGUUGAGGGCCCUGAGGCCCCCAGUCAUCUUGAAAAGCUUGAGCUUUGUCAGUAUUUAGUAUAUACAUGUACUCCUCUUCCUUCAACAAAAAGCCAACUCUACCACAUAUGGUUUUGGAAAAGAUGGGUUUCAUCUUAUGUUUUCUCUUGUCUGCUACACUGCUAAAUAUCACUUCUUUAACCAUUGUUACUGUCUCUGCAACUCCCUUCAAUAAUAUGACAGAUAGGCUUGCCCUGCUUGCCUUCAAAUCGAAGAUAAUUCAUGACCCUUUAAGCGUCUUUAGUAUGUGGAAUGAUUCUCUUCACUUUUGCCAAUGGCAAGGUGUUAGAUGUGGCCGUCGACAUGAAAGAGUAACAGUCUUAAAUUUGGGGUCAAGAGGCUUGGUGGGUUUCUUGUCACCUGCAAUUGGCAACCUCAGUUUUUUACGAUCAAUCGAUCUUUCAAAUAACACCUUCCAAGGAAAAAUACCUGAAGAACUUGGCCAUCUUUUUAGACUGGAGAAUUUAAUCUUGAAUAAUAAUUCUUUCUCAGGGGAGAUACCAGGCAACCUGUCAAACUGCUCCAAGCUUGAAUACCUUGGCUUGGCUGGUAACAAGCUGGAAGGGCAACUUCCAGCAGAGCUUGAAUCCUUGUCUAAUCUUAAAAACUUCAUUAUUCAUUGGAACAAUCUCACAGGAGUUAUACCUCCUUUCUUUGGAAACCUUUCUUCUCUAGUUAGUAUAUCUGCAGCCGGUAAUAGUUUCCAAGGAAAUAUCCCAGAUACACUAGGGCAACUGAAAAACUUGGAAUCUCUUGGACUUGGUACAAAUGAACUUUCAGGUACAAUCCCUACAUCCUUAUUUAAUAUAUCCUCCCUUCAAAUUUUAUCCUUGUCUGAAAAUCAACUUUCUGGAAGUCUUUCAUCAGAAAUAGGCUUCUCUUCUCCAAAUCUCCAAUAUGUGCAACUAAGGUCAAACCAAUUUAUUGGUUCCAUCCCACUCUCCAUAGCCAACUUUUCAAAGCUGCAAAUUUUUGAUUUAGGAGACAAUGAAUUUUCUGGGAAAUUUUUAGUAAAUUUUGGAGGAAUAAAUCAUCUAUAUGUACUUUCUUUGAGCUUUAAUAAGCUGGGAAGUGGGGAGCCUGAUGAAUUCCAUUUUCUCCACUCGUUGACCAAUUGUACCAAUUUGUACGCAUUGGAUUUAGUUGCUAAUAGUUUUGAAGGGUUCUUGCCCAAUGUUUUAGCCAAUCUUUCUGUAGGACUUGCAUUUCUUGGUGUAGGACGAAAUCAGAUAUCUGGAAGUAUUCCUUAUGGGAUAGGUAACCUCGUCAACUUAGAUCGCUUGGGUAUGGAACUUAACCAACUCACAGGUCCUAUUCCUCCUGAUGUUGGCAAGCUUCAUAAGUUGCAACGGCUUUCUCUAGCUUACAACAAUCUCUCUGGGAAAAUUCCUGAAUCUAUUGGAAACCUAACUCUGUUGUUGGAACUAGACUUGCACGCUAAUGGAUUGCAAGGUAGCAUACCUUCAAGUAUUGGCAAUUGCCAUAGUUUGUUGGUCCUAUAUCUUGGCAGAAAUAAACUUGGGGGUAGUGUUCCUAGAGAACUUUUCACUAUUUCAGCUCUAUCAAUUUCGCUAGAUCUAUCUCAAAACUUAUUGGCUGGACCUUUACCUAUAGAAAUCAGUAAUCUGAAAAAUUUAGUGCAACUGAAUCUUUCUGAGAACAGGUUUUCUGGGGAAAUUCCUAGCACCCUUGCUAGUUGCACCAGCCUUGAAUAUCUAUACAUGCAGCAUAACUUGUUCCAGGGAUCCAUUCCUUCAUCGUUCCGUUCAUUGAGAGGUAUCCGCAAGCUUGACCUGUCUCAUAAUAAUUUAUCAGGUUCAAUACCAGAAUAUUUGGAGACCUUUUCCUUUGAGGUUUUGAACUUAUCCUUCAAUAACCUAGAGGGCCAGGUUCCAAUUAAAGGAGCAUUUUCAAAUGCAACUGCAAUAUCAGUUGAUGGGAACAAUAAGCUUUGUGGAGGUAUAUCUGAACUUCGGUUGCCCAAAUGCACUCUAAAAGAGUCUAAGAAAAGGAAAAUGCCUCUGUCACUUGUGUUGUCAAUAUCAAUAACAUGUGCCAUUCUUGUAGUAAUUGCUGUGUCAUCUACCUUAUACUGCUGUCGGAGAAGGAGAAGAAAGAAAAAGCCCUCUUCAGAUACAUUGUUGCAGGAGCCAUUGCAAAGAGUUUCUUAUGGAAUGCUUCUUAAAGCGACUGAUGGAUUCUCUUCUUCUAAUUUAAUUGGAGUGGGAAGCUUCGGUUCUGUAUAUAAAGGAAUCCUUGGUCAAGAUGAGACAAUUGUGGCAAUCAAGGUACUUAACCUUCAACAUCCGGGAGCUUCUAAAAGCUUCAUGGCUGAGUGUGAAGCCUUGAGAAAUAUUCGUCACCGAAACCUAGUAAAGAUCAUAACCGUUUGCUCAAGCUCUGACUUCCAAGGAAAUGAUUUUAAGGCUCUGAUUUAUGAGUUCAUGUCCAAUGGAAGUUUGGAGAUGUGGUUACAUUCAAACCCACAAACUGGUGAUCAGGGUAACGAAGCUAGGCAUCUAAAUCUUCUUCAAAGAAUAAACAUUGCCAUUGAUGUGGCAUCUGCACUUGAUUACCUGCAUCACCACUCCCAUCAGCCCAUUGUUCACUGUGACCUAAAGCCGAGCAACAUUCUUCUUGACAGUGAGAUGACUGCCCAUGUUGGAGAUUUUGGGUUGGCAAGGUUUUAUCCUGAAAUUACAAGUUUAAAUCAAAACAGCUCUAUCGGAAUAAGAGGAACUAUAGGAUAUGCUGCUCCAGAGUAUGGCCUUGGGAAUGAGGUUUCAACUUACGGAGAUAUCUACAGCUAUGGGAUCCUAUUGCUGGAGAUGAUAACAGGGAAGAUGCCUGCUGAUAACAUUUUUGAGGAAGGUCUCAAUAUUCACAAUUAUGCAAAAAAUGCCAUGCCAAAUCAGAUUCGAAAGAUUGUGGAUCCAACGCUUAUACACACCAGAGUAGAAAAUGAAGAGGCUGACAACAAGAGCAAUAAAACUCCAUCAAACUCAAGGGGCAACAGCCAACUUGCAGUGUUUGAGGAAGUCUUAACUCGCCUUAUCAAAAUUGGAGUUUCAUGCUCAAUGGAAUCACCUCAAGAUCGCAUGGAGAUAAGUCAUGUCCUCAAUGAACUAUACUCGGUUAGGAAGCUUUUCAGGAAAACAUAAUAUAGGUUCAUAAAAUAUAAAGUAUAUAUAUGCUCUAAACUCACAUGAGAUUGGCUCCAAUUAUAUAAAUAGGUUCUACAUUAUAUGAGUCUAGUGCAUAUACACCCAGAGUGUAAGCAAUAAGCUCUUAUCCUAGUUAAUAAAUGUGUGCAAGUUAAUCAACAUCGAUUAUCAACCAUUGGACAUGUAUCUUCCAACCAAUGCAAUGGCCGAGUUUUCAGUGUGCACUGCAUGUGCUAGUGUACCAACUGAAUCAUUUUUAAAAUAGGAACUAAGCUCAGAUGGUGUUUUUUAUGCA
This is a messenger RNA of Hevea brasiliensis (rubber tree), 3501 nucleotides long. Its product is annotated as probable LRR receptor-like serine/threonine-protein kinase At3g47570. Bases 69 to 3203 code for a protein of 1044 amino acids. The record is from RefSeq and is a predicted model, not a curated record. Gene Ontology annotation, molecular function: protein binding; ATP binding; protein kinase activity. Gene Ontology annotation, biological process: protein phosphorylation. Lineage: Eukaryota; Viridiplantae; Streptophyta; Magnoliopsida; Malpighiales; Euphorbiaceae. The transcript is spliced from 2 exons.